Messenger RNA from Drosophila miranda, 399 nucleotides. Its product is annotated as coiled-coil-helix-coiled-coil-helix domain-containing protein 7. The record is from RefSeq and is a predicted model, not a curated record. Lineage: Eukaryota; Metazoa; Arthropoda; Insecta; Diptera; Drosophilidae. The coding region runs from base 85 to 342 and encodes 85 amino acids. The transcript has 3 exons.
GGCAUUUCUAAACGAUAGACGAAAACAACCGACAUUUUACAUAAGUUUUUUAGAAUAAUUUAGAAUAUUUUCCCAUAAAUACAAAUGCCGCGUAAUCUGAAUGCAGAGCGCGAUAAUCCCUGUCUAAAGGAGCAGGAAUUGUCGUUCAAGUGCCUCAACAAAAACAACUUUGACCGCGACAAGUGCGAGGUUUAUUUUGCAAAUUACAACAAUUGCAAAGAGUUUUGGAACAAGGUACGUGCGGACCGCCGAGGCAAGGGAAUAGCUCCAUAUUUGCCGCCACUUGAAGAACGCGAUGCCAUCAAAGCGGAAUAUCUGAAAGCAAAACCCUCACAAAGUUGAUAAACGCUCAUUUUUCUUUUGAUUUUUUUGUAUAUAAUUUAAUUAUAUAAUAACAAA